Messenger RNA from Cylicostephanus goldi, 243 nucleotides. The record is from the annotation of a GenBank genome assembly. NCBI's taxonomy places the organism in Eukaryota, Metazoa, Nematoda, Chromadorea, Rhabditida, Strongylidae.
GUUUCCACUUUGUUUCUCACUAAUGCUUUCGUCACUACUCAUGCGUUAGAUGUCAUCAUUCACGUCGUUCAACCGACAACAGAUGAAGCAGUUCUCGGAACGAUCCAACGUUUGACAUCGGCGAUCAAUGCUGAUAACCGUUACGUCAGUGCAGAAUUUGUACAAGAUGACUGUGAAGGAGAGUACAAAGAAAAUUGUCAAAAACUCGAGAAAGAUACUGUAUUUGUUGCUUUCAGAAGGUAA